AGAGCCUGAAGAUUAUGAGCCAGCUGAAGAUUUUGAUGCAUAUAAUGAGACUCAUUUAUCUACUAGAGUUCACAGGUCAUUUGAAAGUAGCACUAUCAAGCAGUCUACUGUUAGUAGUACACUUGUAUCAAGAACUGAGCAGCUAAUGUCAACAAAGACAUAUGAUUCUGAGGAAGAUUAUGAACCAGACGAAAUUAAGGAAAUACUAGGUGAUGAGCCAGAACCUAGAGAUGGAGAUAAGGAACCUAGGAGAUCUAGCCCACGUAGGCCAGGAGAAAAGCCUGAUGCCAAAAGAAUUAGUCCCAAUGAUGCAGGUAAAGAACCAAAGAAAGGUAGCCCAGGUGACAAAGAUAAAGAGCCCAGAAAAAUCAGUCCUGGAAGACCUGGUGAAAGAGACAAAGAACCCAGAAAAAUUAGCCCUGGAAGACCUGGUGAUAGAAACAAAGAACCUAGGAAGGAUAGUCCAGGAAGGCCAAGUGACAAAGACAAGGAACCCAAAAAAGUUGGAAGGCCAAGUGAAACAGGGAAAGAACCCAGGAAGUAUAGUCCUGGAAGACCGGGUGAGAAAGACAAAGAACCUAGAAAGGUUAUUCCUGGCAAGCCAAGUGAUAAAGAGAAAGAUCCUAGAAAGGUUAGUCCUAGGAAACCUAGUAAACCAGAUGAUGAAGAGCCAGUUUCAGGUGAUGAUUCUGAUACACAUGAGUUGUCUACAACCGUACGAAAAACAUAUGAAACUAGUGACAUCAGGCGAUCCGCUGUUAGCAGAGCAGUGGUUUCUCGAACAGAGAAAAUUCUGACCAGCCACAUAACUGAGUCUGAUGAGGAGCUCAAAAAAAUACGAAGACCAAGAGAAGAAUCUCCAGAGAAACCAGACAAGAAAACAUUGAGCAGAGAACCAGUUGAUGAUGAAAGAGAGCCUGCCAAACGAAAGCCAAGCAAACCAGGUGAUCGGCCAGAGAAGGGAAGCGUGAAACCUGGAGAUGGGAAGAUGAGUCCUAGAAAACCGGGUGACGAACCAGAAGUUACGAAAAAGAAACCAGGAAGACCAGGAGAAACAGACACAGGUAAAAGACCGAGUAAAGAUAAGCCUGGUAGGCCUGAUGAUGAUAAUGUAAGGAAAAAACCAGGUAGACCAGGUGAAGAGCCUGAAUAUAUGAGGAGAAAACCAAGCAAGCCAGGCGAGGAAGAACCGGAAGAUGUUAGGAGACCACGCAAACCUGGAAAGCCUGAUGAAAAAGAGCCUGAAGAUGUCAAGAGGAAGCCGGGCAGGCCAGGCGACGAAGAACCAGAAGAUAUUAGGAGACCAGGAGAUGAAGAGCCAGAAGACACGAGGGAAAGACCAGAUAAGCCAGGUGAACCUGAUACUUACGACACUGAGAUAAAUGUCACAAGAAGGGAAACCUUAGAGAGGAGUGCUGUUCAAAGAUCCACCAUUAGUACUGUGGUAUCUAGAACAGACGAAUUUGUGACAAGCCAAAUCAUUGAUUUUGAGAAUGUAGAAGAUACAAAAUCUGUGCGGAAACCAAAGGAAGGAGCUCCUGGAAAGAAAACCAUAAAACCAAUUAGUGGAAAGCCAGGGGUCACAAAGAAAGUAAGUAGACCAGGUAAUGAAGAACCUGAGGAUAUCAAGAAACAUCCAGGCAAAACAGGGAAGCCUGGUAGGCCGAGUGACAAAGAACCAGAGGAAACCAUAAGAAGACCAGGCAAACCUGGAAAGCCAGAUAAUGAGAAACCUGAAGAUAGCAAAAAGAGACCAAGCAAACCUGGUAAGCCAGGUAAGGAUGAGCCUGAAGAUCUUAAGAGGAGGCCAGGGAAGCCAGGUAGGCCAGGCGAAGAAUCUGAAGACAUAAGUAGGAGACCAGGCAAGCCUGGAAGGCCAGGAGAGGAAGAGCCUGAAGACGUAAGGAGGAGACCAGGCAAGCCUGGAAGGCCAGGAGAGGAAGAGCCUGAUGACGUGAGGAGGAGACCAGGCAAGCCUGGAAGGCCAGGAGAAGAAGAGCCUGAUGACGUGAGGAGGAGACCAGGCAAGCCUGGAAGGCCAGGAGAGGAAGAGCCUGAAGACGUAAGGAGGAGACCAGGCAAGCCUGGAAGGCCAGGAGAGGAAGAGCCUGACGAUGUAAGCAGGAGACCAGGCAAGCCUGGAAGGCCAGGAGAGGAAGAGCCUGAAGACGUAAGGAGGAGACCAGGCAAGCCUGGAAGGCCAGGAGAGGAAGAGCCUGAAGACGUAAGGAGGAGACCAGGCAAGCCUGGAAGGCCAGGAGAGGAAGAGCCUGAUGACGUGAGGAGGAGACCAGGCAAGCCUGGAAGGCCAGGAGAGGAAGAGCCUGAUGACGUGAGGAGGAGACCAGGCAAGCCUGGAAGGCCAGGAGAGGAAGAGCCUGAUGACGUAAACAGGAAACCAGGCAAGCCUGGAAGGCCAGGAGAGGAAGAGCCUGAAGACGUGAGGAGGAGACCAGGCAAGCCUGGAAGGCCAGGAGAGGAAGAGCCUGAUGAUGUAAGCAGGAAACCAAGCAAGCCUGGGAGGCCAGGAGAGGAAGAGCCUGAAGACGUAAGAAGGAGACCAGGCAAGCCCGGAAGGCCAGGAGAGGAAGAGCCUGAAGACGUAAGGAGAAGACCAGGCAAGCCUGGAAGGCCAGGAGAGGAAGAGCCUGAUGAUGUGAGGAGGAGACCAGGCAAGCCUGGAAGGCCAGGAGAGGAAGAGCCUGAAGACGUAAGGAGAAGACCAGGCAAGCCUGGAAGGCCAGGAGAGGAAGAGCCUGAAGACGUAAGGAGAAGGCCAGGAGAGGAAGAGCCUGAUGAUGUGAGGAGGAUACCAGGCAAGCCUGGAAGGCCAGGAGAGGAAGAGCCUGAAGACCUAAAGAGGAGACCAAGCAAGCCUGGAAGGCCAGGAGAGGAAGAGCCUGAUGAUGUGAGGAGGAUACCAGGCAAGCCUGGAAGGCCAGGAGAGGAAGAGCCUGAAGACUUAAAGAGGAGACCAAGCAAGCCUGGAAGGCCAGGAGAGGAAGAGCCUGAAGACCUAAAGAGGAGGCCAAGCAAGCCCGGAAGACCAGACGAGGAAGAACCUGAAGACCUAAAGAGGAGGCCAAGCAAGCCCGGAAGACCAGAUGAGGAAGAACCUGAGUUAACAAUAACAAGAAGAGAAACCUUAGAAAGGAGUACCAUUCAAAGGUCCACAGUUAGUAGUACUAUGAUUUCGAAAACAGAUGAAUUUAUUACAAGUCAGACCAUUGACUUCGAAGAACCUGAAGAUUUUAUAAAUAGACCAAGAAGGCCAGGAGAGGAAGAGCCUAAAGAAGUAAGCAGGAAACCAGGCAAGCCUGGAAAGCCAGGAGAGGAAGAGCCUGAAGACGUAAGGAGGAGACCAGGCAAGCCUGGAAGGCCAGGAGAGGAAGAGCCUGAUGACGUGAGAAGACCAGGCAAGCCUGGAAGGCCAGGAGAGGAAGAGCCUGAUGACGUAAGCAGGAAACCAGGCAAGCCUGGAAGGCCAGGAGAGGAAGAGCCUGAAGACCUAAAGAGGAGACCAGGCAAGCCUGGAAGGCCAGGAGAGGAAGAGCCUGAUGACGUGAGGAGGAGACCAGGCAAGCCUGGAAGGCCAGGAGAGGAAGAGCCUGAUGACGUGAGGAGGAGACCAGGCAAGCCUGGAAGGCCAGGAGAGGAAGAGCCUGAUGACGUAAGCAGGAAACCAGGCAAGCCUGGAAGGCCAGGAGAGGAAGAGCCUGAAGACCUAAAGAGGAGACCAGGCAAGCCUGGAAGGCCAGGAGAGGAAGAGCCUGAUGACGUGAGGAGGAGACCAGGCCAGCCUGGAAGGCCGGGAGAGGAAGAGCCUGAUGACGUAAGGAGGAGACCAGGCAAGCCUGGAAGGCCAGGAGAGGAAGAGCCUGAUGCUGUAAAGAGGAGACCAGGCAAGCCCGGAAGGCCAGGAGAGGAAGAGCCUGAAGACCUAAAGAGGAGACCAGGCAAGCCUGGAAGGCCAGGAGAGGAAGAGCCUGAUGACGUAAGGAGAAGACCAGGCAAGCCUGGAAGGCCAGGAGAGGAAGAGCCUGAAGACCUAAAGAGGAGACCAGGCAAGCCUGGAAGGCCAGGAGAGGAAGAGCCUGAUGACGUGAGGAGGAGACCAGGCAAGCCUGGAAGGCCAGGAGAGGAAGAGCCUGAAGACGUGAGGAGGAGACCAGGCAAGCCUGGAAGGCCAGGAGAGGAAGAGCCUGAUGACGUAAGGAGGAGACCAGGCAAGCCUGGAAGGCCAGGAGAGGAAGAGCCUGAAGACGUGAGGAGGAGACCAGGCAAGCCUGGAAGGCCAGGAGAGGAAGAGCCUGAAGACGUAAGGAGGAGACCAGGCAAGCCUGGAAGGCCAGGAGAGGAAGAGCCUGAAGACGUAAGGAGGAGACCAGGCAAGCCUGGAAGGCCAAGAGAGGAAGAGCCUGAUGAUGUAAGCAGGAAACCAAGCAAGCCUGGAAGACCAGGAGAGGAAGAGCCUGAAGAUGUAAGGAGAAGACCAGGCAAGCCUGGAAGGCCAGGAGAGGAAGAGCCUGAAGACGUAAGGAGGAGACCAGGCAAGCCUGGAAGGCCAGGAGAGGAAGAGCCUGAAGACGUGAGGAGAAGACCAGGCAAGCCUGGAAGGCCAGGAGAGGAAGAGCCUGAUGAUGUGAGGAGAAGACCAGGCAAGCCUGGAAGGCCAGGAGAGGAAGAGCCUGACGAUGUAAGCAGGAGACCAGGCAAGCCUGGAAAGCCAGGAGAGGAAGAGCCUGAUGACGUGAGGAGGAGACCAGGCAAGCCUGGAAGGCCAGGAGAGGAAGAGCCUGAAGACCUAAAGAGGAGACCAGGCAAGCCUGGAAAGCCAGGAGAGGAAGAGCCUGAAGACGUAAGCAGGAAACCAGGCAAGCCUGGAAGGCCAGGAGAGGAAGAGCCUGAUGACGUAAACAGGAAACCAGGCAAGCCUGGAAGGCCAGGAGAGGAAGAGCCUGACGAUGUAAGCAGGAGACCAAGCAAGCCUGGAAGGCCAGGAGAGGAAGAGCCUGAAGACGUAAGGAGGAGACCAGGCAAGCCUGGAAGGCCAGGAGAGGAAGAGGAAGAGCCUGAUGACGUGAGGAGGAGACCAGGCAAGCCUGGAAGGCCAGGAGAGGAAGAGCCUGAAGACGUAAGGAGAAGACCAGGCAAGCCUGGAAGGCCAGGAGAGGAAGAGCCUGAAGACGUAAGGAGGAGACCAGGCAAGCCUGGAAGGCCAGGAGAGGAAGAGCCUGAAGACGUGAGGAGGAGACCAGGCAAGCCUGGAAGGCCAGGAGAGGAAGAGCCUGACGAUGUAAGCAGGAGACCAGGCAAGCCUGGAAGGCCAGGAGAGAAAGAGCCUGAUGACGUGAGGAGGAGACCAGGCAAGCCUGGAAGGCCAGGAGAGGAAGAGCCUGAUGACGUAAACAGGAAACCAGGCAAGCCUGGAAGGCCAGGAGAGGAAGAGCCUGACGAUGUAAGCAGGAGACCAGGCAAGCCUGGAAGGCCAGGAGAGAAAGAGCCUGAUGACGUGAGGAGGAGACCAGGCAAGCCUGGAAGGCCAGGAGAGGAAGAGCCUGAUGACGUGAGGAGACCAGGCAAGCCUGGAAGGCCAGGAGAGGAAGAGCCUGAUGACGUAAGGAAGAGACCAGGAAGACCAGAUGAACCUGAUACAUAUGAGGAAACUGAGUUUUCUAUAACGAGAAGGGAAAUUUUAGAGAGAAAUGCAGUCCAAAGAUCAACAGUAAGUACUACUUUGGAGGCAAGAACAGAUGAAUCUGUGAUAAGCCAAAUCACCGAGUUCGAAGAACCUGAAGAUAUAAAGAGAAGGCCAAGCAGACCAGGGAAGCCUGGUAAACCAGGUGAUAAGGAACCUGUGGAGAGUAAAAGGAGACCAGGAAGGCCAGGAGAGGAGGAACCUGAAGAUGAGAGAAAACCAGGCAAACCUGAUGGCAUUACAAGGAGACCGGGCAGGCCAGAUGAGGAGAAACCUGGGGAUAUUAGGAGGAGACCGAGCAGGCCAGGUGAGGAACCUGAAACUGACGAUAUUACGAGACGUUAUGACUUGACUACAUAUGAUGACAUAUCUAGAACUGAAGUUGUACAGGAAACAUUAGUACAGAGGAGCAUUGAGGAAACAUCUUUCCGUAGCACAGUUGUAAGUGAGGCUGUUGUUUUGGAUGAUACAGUAUAUUAUGUAAGUGAAGAGUACACCAGUGAAACAAGUGAAGAGGAAGUAGAUGAAGAAACUGAAACUGAUAAACCAAAGAAGAAACGUUCGCCAAAUGACAUUUCUAAAAAGAAAACGAGGGAGACAGAGAAACGUCCAAAGAGAAGACCAGAAGAUGUGAAGGCUAGGCCAGGCAAGCCUGAUGAAAAGGAACCCACAGGCAUUAAAAAGAGACCGGGCAAGCCAGGCGAAAAGGAACCAGAUGAGAUUAGGAGAAGACCAGGUAGGCCAGGUGAUAAGGAACCUGACGAUGAUAAGAGAAGACCAAGCAGGCCAGGUGAUAAAGAGCCAGAAGACAUUAAGAAAAAGCCAGGCCGGCCAGGUGAUGAGCCUGGAGACAUAAGGAAAAGACCAGGUAAACCGGGAGAUAAAGAACCUGUGGAUGUUAAAGGGAGACCAGCAAGACCAGGUGACAAAGAGCCCGAGGAUACUAAGAGAAAACCAGGAAGACCAAGUGGCAGUAAGCCAGAAGAUACUAAGAAGAGACCAGGAAAACCAGCAGAUAAAGAACCUGUGAAAGGAAAGCUAGCCAGGCCGGCUAAACCCGGUGAACCAGGGGAGGAAGAGCCUGAGGACAUUAAGAGGCGACCAGGCAGGGUGGGUGAAAAGAAACCAGAUGACAUUAAGAGGAAACCUAGUAGGCCAGGUGAGAAAAAACCCGAGGACACAGAUAGAAGACCAGGCAAGCCAGGUGAAGAACCUGAAAGUAUUAAAAGAAGGCCAGUCAAGCCAGGUGAGGAAGAAACUGAUGAUAUUAGGGGGCGACCUGGUAGGCCAGGUGAGGAAGAACCUGAAGAUGUUAAAAGAAGGCCAGGCAGGCCAGGUGAGGAAGAGCCUGAAGACAUUAGGAGACGACCAGGCAGGCCAGGUAAGGAAGAACCCGAAGGUAUUAAGAAAAGGCCAGGUAAACCAGGCGAGGAAGAACCUGAUGAUAUUAGGAGGCGACCAGGCAGGCCAGGCGAGGAAGAACCUGAAGACAUCAGGAGGAGACCAGGCAGGCCAGGUGAGGAAGAACCUGAUGAUAUUAGGAGGCGACCAGGCAGGCCAGGCGAGGAAGAACCUGAAGACAUCAGGAGGAGACCAGGCAGGCCAGGUGAAAAGGAACCUGAAGACAUUAAGAGAAGACCAGGCAGGCCAGGCGAGGAAGAACCUGAUGAUAUUAGGAGGCGACCAGGCCGGCCAGGCGAGGAAGAACCUGAAGACAUCAGGAGGAGACCAGGCAGGCCAGGUGAAAAGGAACCUGAAGACAUUAAGAGAAGACCAGGCAGGCCAGGCGAGGAAGAACCUGAUGAUAUUAGGAGGCGACCAGGCAGGCCAGGUGAGGAAGAACCUGAUGAUAUUAGGAGGCGACCAGGCAGGCCAGGUGAGGAAGAACCUGAUGAUAUUAAGAGGCGACCAGGCAGGCCAGGCGAGGAAGAACCUGAUGAUAUUAGGAGGCGACCAGGCAGGCCAGGUGAGGAAGAACCUGAAGACAUUAAGGGAAGACCAGGCAGGCCAGGUGAAAAGGAACCUGAAGAUAUCAAGAGGAGACCAGGCAGGCCAGGUGAGGAAGAGCCUGAUGAUAUUAGGAGGCGACCAGGCAGGCCAGGUGAGGAAGAACCUGAUGAUAUUAGGAGGAGACCAGGCAGGCCAGGCGAGGAAGAACCUGAUGAUAUUAGGAGGCGACCAGGCAGGCCAGGUGAAAAGGAACCUGAGGACAUUAAGGGAAGACCAGGCAGGCCAGGUGAAAAGGAACCUGAAGAUAUCAAGAAGAGACCAGGCAGGCCAGGUGAGGAAGAGCCUGAUGAUAUUAGGAGGCGACCAGGCAAGCCAGGCGAGGAAGAACCUGAUGAUAUUAGGAGGCGACCAGGCAGGCCAGGUGAGGAAGAACCUGAUGAUAUUAGGAGGCGACCAGGCAGGCCAGGUGAAAAGGAACCUGAGGACAUUAAGGGAAGACCAGGCAGGCCAGGUGAAAAGGAACCUGAAGAUAUCAAGAAGAGACCAGGCAGGCCAGGUGAGGAAGAACCUGAUGAUAUUAGGAGGCGACCAGGCAGGCCAGGUGAGGAAGAGCCUGAUGAUAUUAGGAGGCGACCAGGCAGGCCAGGUGAGGAAGAGCCUGAUGAUAUUAGGAGGCGACCAGGCAGGCCAGGUGAGGAAGAGCCUGAAGAUAUUAGGAGGCGACCAGGCAGGCCAGGUGAGGAAGAACCUGAUGAUAUUAGGAGGCGACCAGGCAGGCCAGGUGAAAAGGAACCUGAGGACAUUAAGGGAAGACCAGGCAGGCCAGGUGAAAAGGAACCUGAAGAUAUCAAGAAGAGACCAGGCAGGCCAGGUGAGGAAGAACCUGAUGAUAUUAGGAGGCGACCAGGCAGGCCAGGUGAGGAAGAACCUGAUGAUAUUAGGAGGCGACCAGGCAGGCCAGGUGAGGAAGAGCCUGAAGACAUUAGGAGGCGACCAGGCAGGCCAGGUGAGGAAGAACCUGAUGAUAUUAGGAGGCGACCAGGCAGGCCAGGUGAGGAAGAACCUGAUGAUAUUAGGAGGCGACCAGGCAGGCCAGGUGAAAAGGAACCUGAAGACAUUAAGGGAAGACCAGGCAGGCCAGGUGAAAAGGAACCUGAAGAUAUCAAGAGGAGACCAGGCAGGCCAGGUGAGGAAGAACCUGAUAUUAGGAGGCGACCAGGCAGGCCAGGUGAGGAAGAACCUGAUGAUAUUAGGAGGCGACCAGGCAGGCCAGGUGAGGAAGAACCUGAUGAUAUUAGGAGGCGACCAGGCAGGCCAGGUGAAAAGGAACCUGAAGACAUUAAGGGAAGACCAGGCAGGCCAGGUGAAAAGGAACCUGAAGAUAUCAAGAAGAGACCAGGCAGGCCAGGCGAAAAGGAACCUGAAGAUAUCAAGAAGAGACCAGGCAGGCCAGGUGAAAAGGAACCUAAAGACAUUAAGGGAAGACCAGGCAGGCCAGGUGAAAAGGAACCUGAAGAUAUUAAGAGAAGACCAGGCAGGCCAGGCGAAAAGGAACCUGAAGAUAUCAAGAGGAGACCAGGCAGGCCAGGUGAAAAGGAACCUGAAGAUAUCAAGAAGAGACCAGGCAGGCCAGGCGAAAAGGAACCUGAAGAUAUUAAAAAGAGACCAGGCAGGCCAGGUGAAAAGGAACCUGAGGACAUUAAGGGAAGACCAGGCAGGCCAGGUGAGGAAGAACCUGAAGACAUUAAGAGAACACCGGGCAGGCUAGGUGAGAAGCCAGGAGAUGAAGAACCUGAGUAUACGAGGAGAACAGGUUUGCCAGAUGAAGAAGAACCUGGGGAUAUUGUGAAAAGACCAGGCAAGCCAAGUAGGCCAGAUGAGGAAGAACCAGAAGAUAUUAAAAGAAAACCAAGCAGGCCUAGUAGGCCAGAUGAGGAAGAACCAGAAGAUAUUAAAGGGAAGCCAGGCAGGCCAGGUGAAGAAGAACCAGAGGGUAUUAGGAGGAAACCAGGUAUACCAGAUGAGGAAGAGCCUGAGGAUAUUAGAAUGAGACCUGGCAGGCCAGAUGAGGAAGAACCAGAGGACAGCAAAAGAAGACCAGGUAGGCCAGAUGAUAAAAUGAGGCCAAGUAGACCAGGUGACAAAGAACCUGAGGAUGAGGGUGAACUUGAUGAUGAUGAAGAAAGGAGACCAAAAAGACCAGGUGCAAAAGACACUAUUACAAAAAGACCAGGUAAACCAGGUGAUGAAGAACCUGAAGACGUUAAGAGGAGACCAGGCAAACCAGGAAAGCCUGGUAAGAUGGGUGUAACAGAACCUGAAGAUGCAAAUAAGAAACCAAGCAGAAAACCUAGCCGGCCUGGUGAAAAGGAACCAGCAACACCGACUAGAAAACCUAGUCAACCUGGUGAUAAGGAACCAGUGACAACUGGCAGAAAACCUAGCCGUCCUGGUGAUAAGGAACCAGUAACACCUGGUAGAAAACCUAGUCAACCUGGUGAUAAGGAACCAGUGACAACUGGCAGAAAACCUAGCCGUCCUGGUGAUAAGGAACCAGUAACACCAGGUAAAAAACCUAGCCGUCCUGGUGAUAAGGAACCAGUAACACCUGGUAGAAAACCUAGUCAACCUGGCGAGAAGGAACCAGUAACACCUGGUAGGAAACCAAGUCGUCCAGGUGAGAGGGAGCCUUCCCCAUUAGUAAGAAAAUCAGUAGAUAGGGAACCUGGAGUGACAAGAAAACCAAGUAAGACAGGAGAGCCUUUGAAGGACAGAAGAACACCUAGCAGAUCAAGUCUUGACAGAGAUGAUGACAUUACACGGCGAAGGAUAUCAUCAACUCGUAGAUCCCCAUUCACAGGAAGGGAAGGCACCCCAGAAUCCGAUGACCUGCGACGAGGAGUACGAAGGGUUUCCCAUCCAAGGAAGAAUUCUCUUGAUUACACUCGGAGACCAAGCCCUGACAUUGAAGGCAGGACUUACAGCACUCAGAGCCUUUCUGGAGUGUCUACUACAAGCUCUGUCCCAAGUUACAUGAGACCUCGAGGUGAAUCUUGCAAUUGCCGUCGCCAUACACCUGAAAGAGACAUUCAUGAAAUUGAAGACUCCAUCCUCAACUCUUACAAGUAUACACGAUGCACCAAGAAGAUCACCAAGCCACCUGUCACCUACCACUACACUUACACAAUUUCACCGGAUCCCUCAGCUGGAGGAGGUGGUGGUGGGUCUUAUUCAGUAUACUUUGGACCAAAAGACAAACCUACCCCUACUCAUGCAGCUGGGUUGCCCACUCGAGUUUCUCCAGCCAGAGAAACUCCGCAAGAUGAUCCUUCAGGGCAGCCAGAGGACAAAGGUCGUCCAAGGGAUCAAGCCCCUGAUCCUUCUGGGCAGCCUGAUGACAAGGGUCGUCCGGGAGUGACCUAUUAUUAUGUAGAUAAAUUUGGACAUCGUGUGCCAGUUCCUGAAGGAGAACGUCCAGAUGAUAAGGGUCGUCCUGGUCACCCUGAUGAAAAAGGUCGUCCAGAUCAGCCUGGUGACCAGGGUCAUCCUGUCCACCCAUCAGAUCACCCUGAUGACAAGGAUCGUCCAGGCCACCCAUCAGAUCGCCCAGAUGACCAGGAUCGUCCAGGAGUGACCUAUUAUUAUGUGGACAAAUUUGGGCACCGUGUGCCAGUCCCAGAAGGAGAACGUCCGGGUGACAGGCGUAGUCCUGAUCGCCCUGACGAUCAAGGACGUCCAAAACAGCCUGAUGACAAGGACCGCCCUGAUGACAAAGAUCGUCCAGGAGUGACCUAUUAUUAUGUAGACAAAUUUGGACAUCGUGUGCCAGUCCCAGAAGGAGAACGUCCAGGUGACAGGCGUAGUCCUGAUCGCCCUGACGAUCAAGGACGUCCAAAACAGCCUGAUGACAAGGACCGCCCUGAUGACAAAGAUCGUCCAGGAGUGACCUAUUAUUAUGUAGACAAAUUUGGACAUCGUGUGCCAGUCCCAGAAGGAGAACGUCCAGGUGACAGGCGUAGUCCUGAUCGCCCUGAUGACCAGGGACAUCCAAAACAGCCUGAUGAUAAGGAUCGUCCUGACCGCCCUGAUGACAAAGAUCGUCCAGGAGUGACCUAUUAUUAUGUAGACAAAUUUGGACACCGUGUUCCAGUCCCAGAAGGAGAACGUCCAGGUGACAGGCGUAGUCCUGAUCGUCCCAAUGACCAGGGUCGUCCAGGCCACCCAUCAGAUCGCCCUGAUGAUCAGGGUCAUCCUGGCCACCCUUCAGAUAAGCCAGAUGAUCAAGGUCGUCCAAGCCACCCCACAGAUCGUCCUGAUGAUAAGGAUCACCCUGAUGGCCAGCCUUCAGAUCGUCCAGGAGUGACUUACUAUUAUGUAGACAAGUUUGGGCAUCGUGUGCCGGUCCCAGAAGGAGAACGUCCAGGUGACAGGCGUAGUCCUGAUCGUCCUGGCCACCCAUCAGAUAAGCCAGAUGAUCAAGGUCGUCCAGGACACCCCACAGAUCGUCCUGAUGACAAAGAUCAUCCAGGCCGCCCUUCAGAUCGCCCUGAUGACCAAGGUCAGCCUGGCCAGCCUUCAGAUCGUCCAGGAGUGACUUACUAUUAUGUGGAUAAGUUUGGACAUCGUGUGCCAGUCCCAGAAGGAGAACGUCCAGGUGACAGGCGUAGCCCUGAUCGCCCUGAUGACCAGGGACGUCCAGGACACCCUUCAGACCGUCCUGAUGACCAGGGCCGCCCUGAUGACAAGGAUCGUCCAGGAGUGACCUAUUAUUAUGUGGACAAGUUUGGACAUCGUGUGCCAGUCCCAGAAGGAGAACGUCCGGGUGACAGGCGUAGUCCUGAUCGCCCUGAUGACCAGGGUCGUCCAGGCCGCCUUUCAGAUCGUCCUGAUGACCAAGGUCGCCCUUCAGACCGCCCUGAUGACAAGGAUCGUCCAGGCCGCCCUUCAGAUCGUCCUGAUGACCAGGGUCAACCUGGGCAACCUUCAGAUCGUCCAGGAGUGACCUAUUAUUAUGUGGACAAGUUCGGGCACCGUGUGCCAGUCCCAGAAGGAGAACGUCCAGGUGACAGGCGUAGUCCUGAUCGUCCUGACGAUCAAGGACGUCCAAAACAGCCUGAUGACAAGGAUCGUCCUGACCGCCCUGAUGACAAAGAUCGUCCAGGAGUGACCUAUUAUUAUGUGGACAAGUUCGGGCACCGUGUGCCAGUCCCAGAAGGAGAACGUCCAGGUGACAGGCGUAGUCCUGAUCGUCCUGACGAUCAAGGACGUCCAAAACAGCCUGAUGACAAGGAUCGUCCUGACCGCCCUGAUGACAAAGAUCGUCCAGGAGUGACCUAUUAUUAUGUGGACAAGUUUGGACAUCGUGUGCCAGUCCCAGAAGGAGAACGUCCAGGUGAGAGGCUUAAUCCCAAUCGCCCUGAUGACCAGGGUCGUCCAGGCCACCCUUCAGAUCGCCCUGAUGACCAGGGUCGUCCAGGCCGCCCUGAUGACCAAGGUCAGCCUGGCCAACCUUCAGAUCGUCCAGGAGUGACCUAUUAUUAUGUGGACAAGUUCGGGCACCGUGUGCCGGUCCCAGAAGGAGAACGUCCGGGUGACAAAGGUCGGCCUGAUCAGCCUAAUGACCCGGGUCGUCCUGGCCACUCAUCAGAUCACCCUGAUGAUAAGGGUCGUCCAGGUCAACCCUCAGAUCACACAGGCAACCAAAAUCUCCCAUCAGGUAGAAGUGACGGUGUUACCUAUUAUUAUGUAGAUAAAUUUGGACAUCGUGUGCCAGUUCCAGAGGGAGAUCAUCCUAGCACUGGAAAGGAAGUAACAAAGCAAGGUGAUGUGACAAGCACUGUGGCGAAAGUAGACAAAACUCAGCAUACUAGCCACCAUCAGGCCACCAGUCAGAGGUUUACCUCACACACUUCACACACAACCCAUCAGACAUCUCGAGAUAUUACUCAUGCCACACGUGAAUCACAUAGCAAUCAACCCCAGACAACUCCAGAGGGAGAUGUCAGGGGGAGAGAAACACAACAGACACCAGACAGAGACACACGACCUACUCCAGAUAGGGACACAAGAGCACCAGCAGAUGGGACAGCUGAUGUGACAUAUUACUACGUAGACCAAUAUGGACAUCGUAUAGCUGCUUCGGAGUAUGACAGGCGUGACAAAUCCACAGCAUCAACAGUCAGUCGUGAGAAGAUGCAACCCGCUACGAGCAUCACUCGUGGAGAUUACCUUGGCUAUGAGCGUGAUGACAAGGGUAGAAUUCUGACUUCUCCAGAAAGACAGUUGAUCACAGAUCAUGGUAAUCGACUUGUAAUGACUGACCGUAGUGGUCACUUGGUCUCGGACCACACAUUUACUACCAUUGACGGACGUCCAACGCACGACCUUCCCGCCGGGUACAUCAGACACGAGCAUGAUGGCGACGGGUCGUGGCGGGUCGUCGGCGGCCGUGAUGCCCACAUGACGUCCACCAGCUGGGAACAGGACCAGCUGUCUGCGAGUGAGCGCCGCUCGCGCGUGGUGACGUCAUCCUCGAGUGCGACCGUCGAGCACACAGGCAGCUCCACCUUCAGCGUCAGCCGCGAGGGAGACGACGCCGGAGAGAUGAGGGAGGGACGCAGCUUCCUCGAGGACCGGUCCAAGGUCACGGGGUUCUCUGACGUGCUGUCUCGCAUGGGCGCCACCGAGGCCGUUGACCCCGAGGCGAAAGUGACGUCAGACGACCAGGCGCGGUCACUCCUCAACCGGUUCCUCGGCGCACAGGUCCUCAUGUCAGGAGUGGAGUCCAUGAUGGCCUCCUCGUCCAUCUCCGAGUCAUCCAAGAUGACGACGGACAGCAGCGGCGCCACGACCGUCACGAAGGAGGCCAGCGGUCAAAGCUCGAGCACGGCAGCCAAGGACGGUGUCGUAACGGACCACAAGAGCUCCUCCUUCAACACAGGCCCUCAGACCACCACUGUCUCCGGUUCAGCCUUGGCCUCGCGCAAGGCCCAAGGAGAGGCAGUGGUUGUGGCUGGGGUUAAUAUAACAGAGGUCACAGACGAUUUCAAACUUAACCAACUGCUUGACUCCUGCGAUGAAUAUGAGGACCGCAGGAAGAUCAGAAUGCGCCUCAAGGCUCUCGUGGCCGAAAAGAAAGGUCUCCGUGAGGAGCUGAGCGGCCAUGAUCAGAGUCGAGGGUCACGUAGUCAGACCUCGACGGCGCAUUCUAGAUUCGAGGCAAUGUCCAAAUCCGCCACUAGUAACACAAAAGACUCUGAUUUGCGUAGCAGUGAGGAUGUGGCCCUGGUUAACGAGUGGUUGAAGGAGAACUUCCCGGAUCAGCGAAGGCCAGGUGGCUCCCGGCCAGGAGACUCCAAGACUUCUUCCACUGUGUCACCCUUCGGCGUGUCCCGCACCUCCAAUACAGAAUCUCGAAGCUCCAGCCAAGUCAAUGUCCAAAAGAGUUCCUAUUCCUCAUCCAGCUCCUCCUAUAAGACUUCCUCCUCCAUGAGCAAAGUUGACAGCAAAAAGGUUGUGUCCCCAUUUGACAAGUUCAAGCAAAUGGACUCGCAGACCCCCCGCACACCAAACUCUAAGUCGAAGUCUGCGGGUGGUGGCCCACUUUUCCAAUUAUCCAGUCAACUUGGUCGCAGCGCCUCAGGGGUGAAGGAUAUGCUGCUGACGUGGUGCCAGUGCCGCACCCGCGACUAUAAGGGAGUAAAGAUUGAGAACUUCAGCACAAGUUGGAACGAUGGUAUGGCCUUCUGCGCUCUCAUCCACCACUUCUACCCAGAUGCCUUUGACUUCGAUAAACUCGACCCCAAGAAUCGUCGUUACAAUUUCGAACUUGCUUUCAGAGUGGCAGAUGAGAAAGCUGGUGUGAUGGCACUCCUUGAUGUUGAGGACAUGGUCAUGAUGAAGAAACCAGACUGGAAGUGUGUCUUCACCUAUGUACAGAGUCUUUACAAGAGACUUAAGGACGAGUGAGAAGAGACAGCCAGAGCUUGUGUAGUACUCUUUCUAACUUUCAUUUUCUCAAAGGUGUAAUUUGAGAAAGUGUACCCUGUGAACUUUAUUUUUAAAGUCUAAGACUUCUGGUUGAUUUCCACUCGUGUCUCGUCCACUGCGACAAGUGGACACAACAGAUGACUGUGUCUACUUCAUCUCGGGAGUGUCUGCAGCCCGUGUCGUGUGUCUGUCGUCUAAUCAUCAUUUGUUCUUCAUUGUCUCCUAGAUCUGAUACAGAAAAUGCCAUGUAGUUUUUUUUCUUUUUUGUUUUUGUUUUUAGUAACACCUAGUAUUUAUUUAUUUAUUGUCCAUAUUCUUCUGGGACCAAAUUCAUGAACAAUCAUCCAGUGGAGUGUGUUCAACGUGAUCGAAAGAAGAAGUUGAAAAAAAAAUAUAUAUUCAAAUUGUGUUCGUAAAAGAUUCCUCAAAAGUGUAUAAAAUUUGGAAAUCUCAAAGAGCACUCAAGGCCAUAUCAGAGUUCCAUGUGUGCUGAAAGAAUGUUGAAAAGUGCUGAGGGGAAAUUCAUCAGUUUUGAUGUCUGAAAAAUAAUUAAAUACUUUUGUAAAUUCCUACAUAUAUAUAUGAAAAAUAUAUAUAUAUAUCUUGUGUUGAAGACAAAAAAAAAAUAUAACAAAAAGCAAAAAAAAAAUAUAUCCAGAAAUUGCUGAAUAUCCCUUUUGGAGCAUGGGAUGUUUAUAUUACUAUGUGUAAACUCGUUCCAAGACUUUUUUCUUCAUUAUUGUAAUUGAAUUUGUGGUAAGAGGCCUCGCGUUCACAUACUCUACGAGUAGUGAAUGCUGUGCUGUGACGUAUGUCUAACAUGUGCUAAACUUUGUUCUCAUAAAGAGCUCAAUAUAUUUGUCUGCAAAGGUAUAUAAUUUAGUUUAGCCUCAUUGAAUAUGAAUAACCAUUAUUAGGGUUAGGGUGAUGCUUUUUAUAUCAAGCUAUUCUGUUCUACAAAUUUUCAGUUUUAUUUCACAGGUCAUAUGUUGCUACUAUGAUUUAGAUACGUAGAUUUUCUAGUAUAUACUCACUGUGCUACAUAUUUUCACAGUCUAUUAGAUAAUUUUUGCAUUAUUAACAUCGUUAUAUAAGUUAUUACAAAAUUGUUGGUAAUAUUAUAUUUGUUUAUUUAAUACCUGCAAAAAAGAAAAAUAGGUAUAAAAUAUUUAAUGUUUAUUUAAAAGAGUCAAAAGUUUAUCAAGUUAAACGUUUUUUUCUGCUCUUUCUUUACAUAUGUUAGAAUAAUAGUUGAUAAUAUAUUUUUUUUCUUUUUUUUUUUUUUUUUACCUUUCGCAGCUAAAUCUAGUAAUUUUGUGCUGUGAUACUAUUGUGACAUAAUCUGGUGCCAAGCAGUGACUUAUAGAUAAGAUUAUCGGUAUAGUAUAUAUUAAGUGACUUAAAUGUUUAAAAGAUAAGACAUUGAAGGGGACAAAGUAAUAGAGAAAUACUGCUUUGCGAAUGGAAUUUACCCCCAAGGUUCCUCUGUUAGGGUAGUGCUUGAAUAUUUUUUUCUUUUUUUUUUUUAAUUCUUUUUUCUUUCUCUCUUUUGUACAGAAUUCUUUAAGCCUUUAUGGCACUACUUCCUUUAGUUUUUAUGUGGGAUACUCUGUGUAUGUAACAUGUUUUAUAAAGUAUUUCUAACCCGUUUCAUAUUUUAAUGAAAGAUAUAGGAUUAUGGCUUCACAAUAUACCACAAUAAUCUCUUAUAUAGCUAAGAAGGAUCUUCAGUAUGUAUGUUAAUGUCAUAUUCGUGUGCUUAAUUACAAACAUUACUAUGCGCUAUUUCCAAGCUUAUGGAGCCUUAUUGCUGAAAAGUUCUAGUAGAAUAAAUGUGAAUAUGA
Penaeus indicus is the source of this 17481-nucleotide messenger RNA. RefSeq names its product titin-like. The transcript has 17 exons. Bases 146 to 15616 code for a protein of 5156 amino acids. Gene Ontology annotation, biological process: extracellular matrix organization. The record is from RefSeq and is a predicted model, not a curated record. NCBI's taxonomy places the organism in Eukaryota, Metazoa, Arthropoda, Malacostraca, Decapoda, Penaeidae. Gene Ontology annotation, molecular function: protein binding; extracellular matrix structural constituent conferring tensile strength.